Messenger RNA from Budorcas taxicolor (takin), 606 nucleotides. Its product is annotated as keratin-associated protein 10-8-like. Gene Ontology annotation, cellular component: keratin filament. The record is from RefSeq and is a predicted model, not a curated record. Bases 1 to 606 code for a protein of 201 amino acids. NCBI's taxonomy places the organism in Eukaryota, Metazoa, Chordata, Mammalia, Artiodactyla, Bovidae. The transcript has 5 exons.
AUGGCUUCCUCCGCCCUGUCUGUCUGCUCCAGUGACCUGAGCUACGGCAGCCGGGUGGACGACUGUCCAGAGAGCUGCUGCGAGCCCCCCUGCUGUGCCCCCAGCUGCUGCGCCCCGGCCCCCCGCCUGACCCUCCUCUGCGCCCCAGUGAGCUGUGAAUUGAGCCCCUGCUGCCAGCCAGCCUGCAGCAGCUCCUGCCCGGCCUUGUGCUGCCAGCAGUCUAGCUGCCAGCCCUCCUGCUGCACCUCGUCCCCCUGCCAGCAGGCCUGCUGUGAACCUGUCUGCUGUGAGCCCGUCUGCUGCAGGCCCGUCUGCUGCACGCCCAUCUGCUGCACGCCCGUCUGCUGCAGGCCUGUCUGCUGUGAGGCCUCCCCCUGCUCAACCUCCUCAUGCUGCCAGCAAUCCUCCUCCGUGUCCCUCCUCUGCCGGCCCGUGUGCCGCCCUGCCUGCUGUGUGCCCACCUCCUCCUGCCAGUCCAGCUCCUGCCACCCGGCCUCCUCUCCCAGCUCCUGCCACCCGGCCUCCUCCGUGUCCCUGCUCUGCCGGCCCGCGUGCCCCCGCCCCGCCUGCUGCGUCCCCGCCUCAGCCAAGGAGCCCUGCUGCUGA